Xylona heveae TC161 is the source of this 588-nucleotide messenger RNA. RefSeq lists its product as hypothetical. The transcript has a single exon. NCBI's taxonomy places the organism in Eukaryota, Fungi, Ascomycota, Xylonomycetes, Xylonales, Xylonaceae. The coding region runs from base 1 to 588 and encodes 195 amino acids. The record is from RefSeq and is a predicted model, not a curated record.
AUGCCUUGUCAUCAAGAAACAGCAGGCAACAAACACAUACAUGAUUCAGACUCAUCCCCUGGUGACCAUGACUUGAUCUCCCCCAGCACUCAGCACAAGCCAAAGAAACCAAAGCUGUCAUCUUGUGCAAAGGACUAUGACAACAAACAGAAGCCCAACAAUGAUCCACCAGAUGAUGACUGCCUAGGCAGUUCAAGCAAGGCUGUGCCAUACAAACCAGAUGACAAUGUCAACAAUGGGAAGGGAAAGCAACCCAAAGAGCAGCACCAACCAGAUGAGAAAGAGCCUGAGCUCAAUAGGGAUGUUGAGAUGAAGGAUGAUGAGGACCUUGAUACAAAAGAAAAUAAGGAUGUCAAUAUGAAGGACUCCAAUGACCCUCCCAAGAGACUCAAUUCUCCAUCACCCAUCUUGCUGAAUGACAGUGAUGAUGACUCUACCUCCAACCCUAAACUGGGUGGUUACCUGCCAAGCAUUAUUCCUAUUGCAGACUCUGGUGCUGAACUAGACACUAAUCAGCUUGGACUGUUGGCAGUGGACCUGAAUAUGGACUGUAAUCAAUUCUUGGGUGAGCUCUGGGCAUGGUGCUAG